Messenger RNA from Chara braunii, 1051 nucleotides. Lineage: Eukaryota; Viridiplantae; Streptophyta; Charophyceae; Charales; Characeae. The record is from the annotation of a GenBank genome assembly.
AGAUGCUUCCUUUUUCGUAGUAUAAUUACAGUGACGUGUCCUUUUCUCCGUCAGCACAGGUUACAUGUGGGAAAUAAGGCUGUGUUCACUAUGUUCGUAUAGCUUCCACGGGUCAUUGGUACUUACCGGGUCGAUAGCGAUCCUCUUCUCCAUUUGCGUAAUGGCUACUCCGUUGAAAUGUCUUGCGGAGGGGAAGGGCAUUUUUCACGAGAAUGCCCUUCCAAUAUUAGACAACAGUCAGCUUCAUCUGCUGGUGGAACUGGGGCAACCACAACCCCAAGUACUCCUCGUUAUUGAGCUCCGCGACGUACUGGAGGAACGUGAAUUUUUGCGGGAAAUGAUGACGGAGAAGAGGCAGCAUGAGGCUUUGAAGAAAGAGGUUGAGGAUAAGCGUCGAUUUAAAGAGCAUGUGCGACUGGAGACGGCACGACAUGCCAAAUCUACCAAGGCAGAGUUAAUGGCUUUGCUUGAGAGGCAGUUUAUGAUGUGUCGAGAAGAGGUGCGACGAGAGGAGUUCCGUUCUCCAGCCUCUUGUAAUCCACGAAGGCGAGCGCAGAACUGGGACGAUGAACUAGACAAUGAAGACUUGGAUGAUGAGAUCCGACGCCUCCUAUCCUUACGCGAACGUGGUCAUAAAGGGAAGGCGACGGCUACGGCGGAUGGUGUCCGGUUUCGGCAACCUACCUUUGAUAACCAGGACGGCUCGGUAGAUGAGAAUCGCACUCGAGCGGAGACUUCCAGAGAUGGCGAGGAACGAACGAGGCCGAAAAUUCCUGCUGGGAGCGGACCGGAAGGACUGCUCCAGUUCGUUCUUGAUCAGAGACAAGAACUAUCCACCAUGAAGCCGGAGCAACUCAAACGCAUAUUGCACUAAGAAUCCCUCCAUUGAACGUAUCAUCACUGCACACGUGAAAUGUGCCUACGAGGGAUUUGUCUUUGUGCCAGCCUCCUCUACGGCGGGUGGGUUCCCGGGAGGCCGAUCUGCCUCGUAGUUGACUGAACAGAUUUUCUGUUUUUAAACUUUGGGAUAAUCUCCUCACAUCUAUAAAAG